AAUGAGUGAGUGACAAGACAUAAAGUGACGAGUUGAGGGAGGGUGGAAGGGUACAACUGCAGAUUUAACAAUUCGGAUUGCUGUAGAAAAGGGUGGCCACGCACAAGCCCACACUGUAAUACGAGCUACGCCUCCAGGAUGCAAUAAUGGGUUGGUUUCAGACUAACCUAAUCCUAUUAAACAUGCAAUCCUAUGCAGUAAGCCUCGAUGAACUCAAUGGGACUUAUUGCAAUCACUUUUCCCGAGACGAAAAAAAAAACAUGACGUUAAAAAUAACCAGGAAGUGUUGUGCCAGUCUUGUGGGAUUGUCAGAUACAGAAACAGAAAUGGCUAGUCACGCCUCUUCCUGGGUUUUCCCUUAGAAUCGGAAUUGGCUGCUAGGCAACCAAGCAACGUUCUUGGUAGAUGACUUUAGCAAGAGGCCUUUUAGGAAGCAAAUCCCUAUGAAUAUAAAGAAAACAUGAAAUUUACAGACUAUUGCCUUAGCUCAGAAGGAGCCGAUGUUAUUCUAGCAACAUCAAGUGAUGAAAAAUACCCUCCAGAAAAUAUCACUGAUGGAGUGCAACCCAAACUCCCCCCUCCUGCUGGUGAGGCUUUGCAGAGCAGCAGGGCUAAUGCUGCAUCUGCAGUUCUCCUACUCAUGGUGGCCAUGGCAGAAGUGCAGACAUUACGGAUUGAAAAAAGUGUGUCGAAAGAUCCAAUCAAUUUUGAACAAUGCGUUGAAAAAGAGUUGCAAUAUAAAGAAGGAGAACUUCAGAUAGAAGCAUUUUCUUUUCCUGAGAUCCAGGCCACAUAUUUGCGAUUCAUAAUUCUAUCUGCGUUUGAUGCUUUUGUGUCAGUUCAUAGGGUGAUAGCAGAAGGCAUAGCACAAGAUAUUUAAAACCAAAUGUAAUAUGCUGCAAUCAUAGCAGUAAAAACAUUGUACUGAUGUUUGUAAUAUAGAUUAUGUAAUCCAAGCAUUAAAGUAUGUUUUUAACUGUG
Rhineura floridana is the source of this 981-nucleotide messenger RNA. RefSeq names its product intraflagellar transport 25 (gene IFT25). The record is from RefSeq and is a predicted model, not a curated record. Lineage: Eukaryota; Metazoa; Chordata; Lepidosauria; Squamata; Rhineuridae. Gene Ontology annotation, cellular component: intraciliary transport particle B; centrosome; cilium. Gene Ontology annotation, biological process: intraciliary transport. The transcript is spliced from 6 exons. The coding region runs from base 461 to 880 and encodes 139 amino acids.